Diversispora eburnea is the source of this 2205-nucleotide messenger RNA. The record is from the annotation of a GenBank genome assembly. NCBI's taxonomy places the organism in Eukaryota, Fungi, Glomeromycota, Glomeromycetes, Diversisporales, Diversisporaceae.
AUGUCGGCCAGUUUAUUAGCUUCUGCUUCGACUGUCGUCAAAGUUUGGGAUAUAUCAACAAACGCGGGAAGUACGAAACUCAAUGGAAAUGUUAAUUCAACGGUUAUACCAGAACAGUUGUUCGGAGUUGAAUUAGCUUCCUUUGCUCCAGAAAGUUCGUCAACCGUUGUCAAUGCAGUACGUUGGAAUCAUGACAAUCAACAAUUGGCCGUCGUGGGAAAUAAGGGGGCACUUACAAUACAUGAUUCACGAGGAACAUUAUUAGAGACUAUACCGUUUAAUGAUGAUACAUCGGAAACUCCGAAUAUUAGUGCCAUUCAUUUCGCAAAUAAAUCAAGAUACGUGUUAUACGGUGGAUCAGAUAAAGUUGUGAAUAUUUGGGAUCGUAAAUAUUCAACGUUUACUGAUGCUUUGAAGGGACAUCGUAGUAAUAUCACAUGUAUAGAUUUGAAUAUUGAUGAGACCAUUGUGGCUAGUUCUAAUUCAGGAGGAAAUAUCCUUGUGCAUAAUCGUCAGAAAUCCAAUGCGUGGGAUAGUUUAACAGUUCCUACAAAACAACCAAUAAACGUUUUAGCAUACUCUUUUUUUAAACGAGGAUUGUUGGCUGCUGGAGGAAAAGAUGGAUCAUUACGAUUAUGGGAUACUAGUACUUCUACUACAGCUUUACAGACAUUUGAAAAUGCACAUCAUUCUGAAAUUAAAGGGAUGGCCUUUUCACCUUCUAAUUCACAAUUAUUAUGUAGCGUUGGUUUAGAUACACACAUUGUUUUUUAUGAUGUUGGCAAAAAAUCAACCUUGAAAGUCAUACAUACAGAUUCUCCAUUGACGGCAUUAGGUUUCAAGGCUGAUGGUUUAACUAUAGUUGCGGGUACACAGCAAGGUAGAAUAUUAGUAUAUGACUUGCGAUCAACUAGCAAACCUACGUGCACCUUAUUUGUUCACGAAUCACGUCCAAUUAGAUGCUUACAUUUUCAAGAGAAGGACCGAUCACCAGAAGCACGCCCAACAACAACUAAACGACCCAGUCACAAUCGAACAUCAUCUAAAGGAACUAUUUUUCCUAUUUUAUCCACUAAGGUUUCUAAAACUUCACAUCCAUCAUCAACUCCGUCAUCAACUCCAUCAUCAACUCCAUCAACUCCAUCAACUCCGAGUGCAGGUGAAGUGAAGGAAAAAAAUUUGAUGGAAAUGUUUUCUCCCGUGAAAGAUAUGAAAGAUGAUCUUAUGGAAGAUGUCAUAUAUAAUGUUAAGCCUAAAGAAGAAUUUAUUCCGGUGAUUUCGAAUAAGGAAAAGUUAAAAACCAAAGAUAAGCGAAUCUCAUCACUGGAUACAAUGAUGGAAAGUAAAUUGACUACUAACACAAGUUCAGCUAAUGUCACUAAUGAACGAAAGUUAGAAAGUCCGUCACUUGUGAUUUCUAAAGAGAAUAAAAGGCCAAUGACAAUAUUUACGAACGUUUCAGAUACAAUUAAAGAAAAACAACAGAAAUUUACGCAAGAUAAUGGUAUUACGAAUCAUUUCGCUAAAAUGAUUACAAAUGAUACAGAUGACACGAAUGACACGAAAAUAUAUGAAGAAAAAGUGGAAAAAAUGCAAGAAGAUAAUAAAAGAGAUUUUAUAAGCAAUAAUUUAUCCAACAAUGGAUUAUUGAGCGUUGGAACAAUGGACGAAUUGAAAACAAAGAUUGUUUCCAAAGUUAAAGAAACGAUCGGAGCUAACAAAUUGUCUAUGAUAAACGGUGAAUCAGAUUUAUCAAUUUUAUCAAAUAGUUAUACCAAUCCAAAGAAAGUUGUUUCAUUUAUGAAUAAUGAAGUUGUAACAGAAAAUCAAGAAAUAGUAACAACUGAUGAGGUGAGAUUUGCCGCAAAUCCGAAAAAACCAUUAACAAAGCUUCAGCUCAACGAAGAUAAUGAAGAUAAUGAAGAUAAUAGAGAUGAGGUUGAAAACAUUAACAAUACAACAGAUACGGCAACAAACUUUCAGCUUCAGGUUAUUGGGAAUGUAGUUGAUGAAUGUUUACAAGAAUUUCGUAUAUCGUUACGAAAUGAUAUACAGAACAUGCACUUGGAGUUAUUGCGUCAAUUUCAUAUACAAAAGACGGAGAUGGAAAUGAUGUUCCUAAAAUAUUGUGGGGAGACAAUGUCAUUACGUGAAGAAAUUGAAAAACUUCGAGAAGAAAAUCAAAGAUUAAAGAUGAAACUAUAA